GUCCCAAUUCUGGGAAAUGGAAAGGCUUGUUGAGGGAGGGUGUGUGUGUGUGAGUUUGUAUGGGCUGUGGUUUUUUACGUUUUUCUGUACUUUUGAGUAAAAUAGAAAAUAGUGUUUAAAUCAUCAUAGUAAGUUUUGUUUAGCAGAGAAGAAGACGGAAAUACGUAUUCGUUUGUGUGUAGGUUUGUUGUAGGAAUCACGAGGAAUGUUCCACCGAUGGUAAUCGAUUCUAGUGUGCAGUGUAUUUGUGUAACUGUACGUGUGUGUUUGUGUGGAAUUAUAUGUUUUACAAAGAGUAACGCAAUUCCUACGGGUUUUAUGAAACCGAUUAACUCCGAUCAUCGCACCGUUGCUGUCGUUUGUGUUGCAAACAGCUCAAUCCACGUCCCGUCCAUCAGUCUACGAUCAAUUCCUACAUCCGGUGGUAACACCUUCUUCCAAUCAAUCGAAUCAAUUCCAACGACACGAUCCGGCAACGAAAGAAAACGGAUUGAAUGAUCGUACAUCGUAUCAUCCAUAGACGCUAGAACACCGAAGGAUCCGGUACCGAUCAGAAGCUAACAACCGGUACGUGACACGAUGUGGAAGUGUCACAAAUGUGGCAAACCAGUCUUUUUUGCGGAACGCAAACAAUCGCUCGGCUACGAUUGGCAUCCGGAAUGUUUGCGGUGUGAGGAGUGUGGCAAGCGGCUUAACCCUGGACAGCAUGCUGAACACAAAGGUGUACCGUACUGUCAUGUGCCGUGCUAUGGUGCUUUGUUUGGACCGCAGCUUUUCGGGCACGGUACGCGGGUGGAAUCGCACAAGAGCUUCGGCCAGCCGGAUCAAAAGAAGCAGGCCAUCCAGCGUUCACCGGCGGGUCCGACAGUGCCGCGGGGCCACCUUGAGUCGAAGCUUAAAUGUUAUAAUCAAUUCCACAAUAAUAAGAGCAUGGAGAUAAGGAGCCGUGAGGUAAAUGGGCGGCUGGUGCUGGAGGGUGCGUUGCGUAUAUACUGGGGAGUUCAGGGUAUGAUCCAUCUGAAGGAAGACGACGACCAGCGUACGGUGGUGACGGUGCGGAAGCGUAAUUCGUACCGGCAAAGUACUCCCGUAUCGUUGGCCCAUGCUGCCGGUGUGACGAGCGACGAUGGUGACGAGGGUGAUGAGAAGGAAAACAGACCGAUCGGUUCGGAUCAACAGGCGGGGCGUGGUGGGGCAGGUGUUAUGGGUAUCAGUACAUCGAGUUUAACGGAACCGGCCGAUAGCAAUAACGACACGACUACCAUCUCCGAAAGCAUCUCGUACGAUACGCUCAGUCUGUCAUCGGAGCUGAACUCCAACUUUGACUCCAAACCGGCCUCGUCGAGUGAAUCCUCUAAGGAGGUAUCACCGAGUCAUGCCGGUAGCAAGUACGUCACAUUACCACCGAAGCUAGACGUCAAACAACUCGACUGGGACGAAAUCGACGAGCUGCUGCAGGUGGAACGGAAGCUGGACGAGAGUGAAAAGCUUUACCGGACGAUGCCGUCCCCGUUGGCAUCGGUUGGGGCUGGGCCCGGUUCCGGCUCCGGUGAUCGUAGCAUCGCAAGUGAAAGCAUCACCGAUACGGAUUAUAAAACGCUCACACCUAACACGGCAACGGGCGGUUCUGGUGGUUCGGGUGAUUCCGGUGACAGUGACCGUACGACGACCGGUGGACCGGAUACGUCCACAAGCGUUACCAGCACCGGUACGAGCGUAACGACGAACGGGGACGAUGAUUUUCGUACGCCGGAAGCGACGCUACGGUCGCAAGAUUUUGAAGCAUUCAAGAUGCAAAUUAGUCGCGAGUUUAUCAACAGUACGGCCGAGAUGGGCACAACGGACGGUACGCUGAAGCUUAAUCAACCGAUCGAUCCGGCACGGAUUAAUGACUCGUUGAAGCUGUACAACGAUGGCGUUAUGAAUCGAAGCCUUUCGGAUGAGCAGUGCCGGAAUGCAAUGUUUUCUCUACCGGCGGGCAAUAUUACGGGUUCAUUCCACGUCGAGUCCGGUGGUAAUGAAGAAGAUGAAACGACUUUGCGUCAUCCGGCGAAUGGCAUUUAUGCGACGCCUAACCACAUCCGCCAAUCGUCGAACGAUAGUCCGAAGAAACGGAUACAUCUGCAGCGGCCACAUCCGACCACCGACGCACCGUCUUCGGAAGCGACGACAAACGGCGGUGGCGUAACGUCACCCGGCACCGACACGGACAGCUGGACAGCGGAUCGUGGUUUGCUGCGCUCCAAAUCCCAGGGCAACCAUUACUCGGGCAAUAGCUUGAUGGAUAGUGACGGCGAGGAGGAAAGUGGCGGGACCGGGUCGGAAACGCUUAAACCUUCCGACAAGCCACCCGCAUCGAUACACAUCCGCAUGGAUUGUUACGAUGAGCUGGAGAGUCCAUCGUCGGCAAGGGGCAUCACUUCGUCGGAGGAUGGCGAUAUGACGGCGGUAACAACGACCACAGUAACGACGACGACACUGCCGUCGGAGUACAGUACCAGCAUCAGCGGUCAUCCCGUAACGGACGAUGGUGUCGUACUGCGGAAACCACCGAAAACUGGUUCCACCGCGAUCAAGCGCCGGUCGGGCAACAGACGGUCCCGCACCAAGCUGAAGCGUCGCUGCUCGAUCAACGGACAUUUUUACAAUCGUGAAACGUCUUUCUUCACACCACCGUACGGUUCGCAGAUGAACGUAUGGGUGACGUCACUUGUCAAUACGCAGGAGGUAAUCAAUCUACUGUUGGAAAAGUAUAAAGUUGAAUCGAAGGCGGAAAAUUUUGCACUGUUUAUCGUGCGCGAUAAUGGCGAGCAGAAGAAGCUAAAAGACGAUGAUUAUCCGCUCGUAACGCGGGUCAUACUUGGCCCACACGAGGAUAUUGCCAAGCUGUUCCUCAUGGACGGUCAGCAAACGCAAGAAAUCAGUAGCGAAGUUGCACAGUUUCUGAACCUGUCCAUUCCGGAGUGUCGUGCUAUCUUGGAACGGUUUCACGAGGAGGAGCAACGUGAGUUGCAUCGAAUACGGUUCAAAUUUGCUGAGCUGCGGAAACGCAUCAUACAGCGUAUGGAAUCGCUGAAAGUCAGGCUGUAGAGAAGAAUGUACACAAAGAAACAAACACAAGAACACAUCAUCGGGAGGGCUGCAAACAGCGCUCCUAGAUAUAUACAUGCAUGUAAAGGAUUAUCUUUUCCGCCCCCCUUCCUUUCGCUGUACGUAAGUCAAGAUGUUCGAAGAAAUUCAUUCGCGACACACACACACACACAAAACAAGCAAUCAAAUCGAAUAGUAACCAUACUUGUUGAUGUUUAUUGUUAAGCUAGGGCACACCCGAAGAGGCCUUCAAACGGGAAGGAAGUAAAAGUACAUGGCAUAAGUGUGUUGCAAUCUUUAAUCACUAGCGCUCUUAAAAGCAAAAAAAAAAGGAAAAUCAGCUCACUGUAUAGUUUGUUUUUCUUUGUUUCCCUACCCCUCCCCCAUCAUGUAUUCAAAGAUAUUGUUGCGUUUAAAAUUUGCAUUAUAAAAAAACACACACACGCGCGCGGUCAACUUGCAUCGCAUGGUGUAGUCAUUUUUUUAACGAUAGAAGUAAAAGUAGAAAAAAACAAAACUAGUACUCGAAUUCGUAGGUAAUGGUAUCGGGAUUUGUGUAAAGCAAAAAAAAAAAGGUUAGAAUAUCAAAACUGCCAAACUUGAUUGAGGUAUUUUAUAAUAAGCGGUAGCAACGCAGGUAGCAUACGAUUAGAAAUUAGCGUGAACGCUCGAACGCUCCAAAACUCACCAAUUUUUUGUCUCAAGCAAACGGGUACAGAGCAAUUGACGAAGAAAGAAAAACAAAUGGAGGAUUGAUAGCAAAACCCAAGGAACAAAAAGAAAAACAAUCACGGAAAAAUUAGAAUUGAGAGGUGUGUGAUACAUGUGCAGAUAUCAUAAAACACAAACACACACACACGAUUAAAAAAAACUCAAUCAUUAUUGUGUAUAGCAGUAGGGCGGUAGGAGAAGGAAAAAAAACUCAUAACUUUUACACAAUCAAAACCUCAACAUAUUUAUCUCACGAAAACUCAAAACAGCUUUAACGCCUGUGAACAAUGUGCUCCAAUAACUGAGAACGUACUGAAACUGUGACGUUUUAUCUCAAGCGGUAAACGAUCUAGCGUAGAAUGUAACGUACGAAAUGUAACGCUGUAAUGUAAUGUUCUACUUGUAACACCCGACUGAUAGUCCAGGUGCUUCCCUUUCCCCCCUUUAGCUCAUUAGCAUAAUGUGCCCCUUCUCCGUAUCUAAGCCUCGCCCUUGUACGGGUGCAGAGACAACAUGAACAUUUUGAAACAUCAUACAAAAAAAAGGAAUCAAUACGUGCGGUUUGUCUAAUUUAAAUGUUUGUUCUUUUUUUGUUGGUUCAAUUGUGUAUAUUUUUUUGUUUUUUUUAGGCUUUUAUAUUCUAAAACAUUAAUCAUUAAAAAUCAUACAAUAAUAGAACCUUUUCAAACAAUGCUUGCGUUAAUGUGGUUAAUACACAGUAUGAAAGUAACAUCAAAAAAAUAUAUUAUCAAUCUUUGCAAUGAAUAUUCCUUAUCCCAGUGCUCCAUUCAUUCGGGAGCGUUUCUGAGAGGCAAAUAAAACGGGGUAAAUCAAUAAUCGAACGCAUACAUAUAUGCCUAACGUUACACACGGCAGAUGGUAAAAGCGCAUUAAGUAAGGUGGGGUUAGUGUAAGGACGUACACAAUGCCCACGACGAUGCUUACUCACUGUUGCUUGAAGAACAAAAGUAACAAAUAAAAUAGCAAAACAAAAAAAACACACGUGUCUAAGUAAAGUAAUCGAAGAAACAAACAAAAACAUAAAAAAAUAAACAAAACAUAAUCUCAGGCAGUGAUGGAAUAACCAAGAGCAAGCUAUGAUUUUCAACAGGAUGAAGUAGAUUUUUGUUUUUAAUAAAAGAAAAAAAACAAACAAACAUAACAAUGUAGUAGUGUAAAACAAGUGAAGGAUCGAUAACUCUCCGGGUGAAACCACAAUCCGUGAAAGAUGACUACCUUUAUUUUCCGGUGCGUUAUCGUAAGCUGGUAAUCUCUUUCGUUGCUUCGAUUUGUGAUGGCGAGACGAUGUAGAGGGGCAAAACAGCAGUAAGCGAAUAAUAUAAAGCAAUUAACAAACAAUGUUUCAAUGGUAUUUUAGUAUGUGUUUGUUUUUCUUUUUUCGUGUUAGCAUUUUAUAUAUAAUAAACAAUAACGUUUGUACGUAGUUAGGCAACGAGA
Molecule: messenger RNA, 5259 nt
Organism: Anopheles funestus (African malaria mosquito)
Lineage: Eukaryota; Metazoa; Arthropoda; Insecta; Diptera; Culicidae
Gene: Rassf
Exons: 7
Coding region: 580-3090 (836 amino acids)
Biological process (GO): signal transduction
Source: RefSeq, a predicted model, not a curated record